Molecule: messenger RNA, 1147 nt
Organism: Osmerus eperlanus (European smelt)
Lineage: Eukaryota; Metazoa; Chordata; Actinopteri; Osmeriformes; Osmeridae
Gene: ece2a
Product: endothelin converting enzyme 2a
Exons: 2
Coding region: 529-834 (101 amino acids)
Source: RefSeq, a predicted model, not a curated record
UGAAUCGCGGGACCUUACGCUUUGCUUUCACCAGUUCUGUUUUCACACACGUGUUAAUGUAAUGUCAGUGUUCAGUCUUGGGAUAUACUAUUAUACAAGGCGUUAUAGCCUAUUGCAACCGAUCUUAAAGUGCGGUGUAACAAGAGAUACAUACGUAGACUGAACUGUAGUGUCACUACAACGAUAGCUACUGUACAUCUUUAAACUGGUAGCUUUAGCAUUCACACUUUUAGCACCAACAACUUUUCAUUUCCUAGUAUUGCUUACUAACGCCGACGCUCACAGAGUAUGACACUAAAAUAGUGUACUAUAUUCUAUAAUAUAAUCUGAAUGCAUAGUUAUUUGUUGUUGACUUUGUGCAUAGUAGCUCUCAUCGGUAGGAUAGGAUGGAACACCUCCCCGAUGACAAUUCCAGAUACAAAGAUGUUGACUACUGGGACGAGCGAUACUUGACGGAGAAGUCGUUUGAAUGGUUCGGGGACUUUUCUAAAUUCCAGCGUAUUUUUGAAAACCUCGUAAAGAAGAAAGAUGCCAUCCUGGUGCUUGGUCAGUCGGGUGCUGAAGCCAGGAGGACGUUUCCUCUCCAUCACCUUCGCUCAGCCCCACUUCAGGAAGCGCCUGUAUGCCCGCCGUUGCUUCGGCUGGUCUGUGCAUCACCACACUUACGGAGAAGGCUUCCACUACUUCCUGUACGUGCUGACCAAAGGGGAGGAGCUUAGCCCUGAGGACGCAGGUCUGGAGACGAGGUUAUUGGAGGAAGCCGAAGCCACGCCCACUCAGGUCACGACCCAGGAAGAAGAUACAGAGAACUUCCUGGAAAAUAUCAUCCUUUAGGAGGACUGGACUGAGGAGAUGCCUUUUACAAUACCAAACUGAACUCUGAGAUGCAUAACCAUGUCUUAUCCACACCUACAAGAGCUUGUGCCAAUACUUUUUAACUUGAUAUUUUAUUUUAAAGCCAGGUUUAGGAUUUUUUUUAUUCUAUGAUGCUGUGAUUUCAUGAUUUAUAAUAUUAUCAUUGGGGAUGGUCAAUGAAAAGGCCUUUAAUUAUCCUUAAAUAUUGUAUUUUACAUGUACGUCACCAGUUUGUUUUUAUUCCCUGCGAAUACAAAUGUACUGACUGCUAAGGUGCAUUAAAUGUGAUGGA